AUGGACCAUGCCGUGGUGCAAAAGUGGCUGCGCAGCGUGCUCGGACCUUACACCGAUCGCGACCGCGUGUUCGCCGACAUCGAUCGAACUCUGAUUGCUGUCUCGUCCUUGUCACCCAAGACAGAGGUGUUCACCUUCAACGAUGGUCGCACCCAGCUGCUGCUCAACUUGGACGGCACAAUCCCCGUCAACUUUCGCGGCAACACGUACAACAUUCCCGUAGCAUACUGGAUCCCGAGGGACUACCCGCGUGAACCACCCAUGGCUUUCGUAGCGCCCACACCAGACAUGGCCAUCCGCAAGGGUCCCAACGUCGACCCGAGUGGAGAGAUUGGCGGAGAAUAUCUCAGAAGAUGGCGCAACAAGCCGGAAGCCUGCAACCUGCUUGAUCUGGUUCACGACUGCCAGCAGAUGUUUGGUCGCGAACCUCCAGUUUAUGCCAAACCAAAACCGACACCUGUGUACGCGACAGCUGCUUCCACUUCAGCUGCUGCACAGCAGAGACAGCCAUCUCAACCUUCGACACCCCAGAGGCAGGCCAGUGUGUCUCACAGCUAUGCGCAACAGCGACCAGGCCCCCCGCCUCCAGUCCCAGCCUCUCCACAAUCACUGCAAUCGGCUGGUGGUGCAAUCUUUCACGGUCGCAAUGGUCACGAUCCACGCCAAAAACCGCCUCCACCAGCGCCAGCGACGCCGACUAACUCGCAGGGUGGCUUUCCACAGGGACAUGGCCAGACGACACCGCAUCGACCUCCAAAGCCAUCGUCCUCAUUGGGUCCAGAUGGCGGUUAUUCGGCCAAUCCGCACCCUCGGGACUCGAUGUCCUACUCGGAUCAGUACGGCUCACCCGCACCUGCACCGCUGCCUGGCACCCAAAUGCAAUCGCCGCAACAGACGGGCGCACCUCGCUUCGCACCCAAUGAGGAGGCUUACAGACGCUCUUCAGGGGCAGGUCUCCCUCCCGCCGGUUACGGUCGGCCUCCUCAACAGUACGUAGGACCACAUCAACAGCAAUAUGCUUCUCAAUCGCCUGCUGGGGGACCACAAUCUCCAGCACAAACGGCGCCGUGGCAGUCGAAUGCAUACGAUCCGAAUGGCGUACCGGCACAGCGUCGGGACUCACAGCAGUUCGCGCCUCAUCACCAGCAUCACAAUCAGCAUCAGCGCGCUCAGACAUACCCUUAUCCAGCAUCCGACUCGCAUCGCGCGACACAUUCACCGUACAACGGUAGUCCAGCUCCGCCUCGACAGAACGGACAGCCGCCAUAUCAGCCUCAGCAUGGCCCAUCAUCCACCCAGUCACCACUUGCACCUGGACCGCACCCCUACCAGCAUGCCAUCAAUUCUGCUGCUGGCGCAAACGGCCACUCGAACUCGCCAACCCCAGCGAUCGUGCCCAAACCAAAAGGCUUCAACCUGCUCGACGAGGAAGACGAUUCUAGCGUUCAUCCUCACACGUCCUCCGCUGGGCCUGCACCUGGCAACCCGUCCGUCGCUCCGCCACCCCGCCCAAUCAACCCGGAGCUGCUGGCGCUGCACGAUCGACUCUAUCACAAGAUCGAUUCGCGCCUUACCACCCUCUCCUCCACACUGUCGGCCUCCAACGCGCGCCUAGACGUGCUCUCCGCCGACCUGGACCGGGGUCUUCCCGCCAUCGAGGACGAGCUUUCGCGACUGAAAGCCGUGCGCGACGUGUGCGCUACCACCGGCGACCGACUCCAGACCUCCGUCACCGAACUCACCGACCAAGUCCGAUCACUGCAGUCGCGCGAAGAUCCGGACCCAGACACCAUGGUCCUCGCCACCAGCAUCGUCGGCAACCAACUGGUGGAUCUCGUCGCGGAAGACAACGCCAUCGAGGAUACGCUCUAUCAUCUCGGCAGGGCGUUGAACGCGGAGCGCAUCGAUCUGGAAAAGUUCUUGAAGCAGACGAGGGUGUUGGCGAGAGAGCAGUUUAUGAAGCGGGCACUGGCGAUGAAGAUUGGUGAAGGGAUGGGGUGGGCUUGA
Kalmanozyma brasiliensis GHG001 is the source of this 2007-nucleotide messenger RNA. RefSeq names its product Ubiquitin E2 variant, N-terminal. Gene Ontology annotation, molecular function: ubiquitin binding. The coding region runs from base 1 to 2007 and encodes 668 amino acids. NCBI's taxonomy places the organism in Eukaryota, Fungi, Basidiomycota, Ustilaginomycetes, Ustilaginales. The transcript has a single exon. The record is from RefSeq and is a predicted model, not a curated record. Gene Ontology annotation, cellular component: ESCRT I complex. Gene Ontology annotation, biological process: protein modification process; protein transport; endosome to lysosome transport.